AUGCAGAUUGCAAUAUACACAAUUAUCAUCGCUUCCUUAAUGUCGGUGAAGCCGAUAGUUACAGAGAGCAAAAACGAUACUACUACUAGACCCAAAAUAGAUAGAAGUUAUUACCAAAUGCCAACUUUCAUUAACGUCUGUGACAUCAGUGACCGGCGAUCUAAGUUGCAUUGUUACUGUGAUAGUAAUAAGCCAAAAUUAGCCACAAAAGUCGAUUGCUGGAUUUUCAGCAGCGGAAUCACAAAAGACGAUCCCAUUUGGCCUAGUUUCAUUUCGCAACCAGAAAUCGAACGCCUGACAUUCAACGUGCGCAUUGAAGACGCUCUAACUUUUAUACCAGCCAAAGCUAUCGUCAGAUUAGAUAAAUUAAAAUACAUAUCAAUUCAGCUUGCGACAAUAAAAAGAAUACCGCCUUACGCGUUCACCAAUUCAUCUACUAUAAGACAGAUAAUUUUAAAAUCCAACAAAAUUUCAACGCUAGAAAAGCACUCUUUUUCACAACUGAUGAUGUUAUCAAAUCUCAGUUUGGACGAUAACCACAUCUGUGAGCUGAAGAGGGACGUUUUUUUCAAUCUUCCCAACUUGCACAUCUUACAUCUAUCUAACAAUAAUUUGAGUCUGCUGCACGAAGGUUGCUUCAAACACUUAAAUAAUUUAAUUGAGCUAAGGCUCGAUACAAAUUAUAUUUCGGUUAUCACAAAGGAGAUGUUAGAGGGAUUAGAGAAUCUCUCUAAAUUGAAUCUAAAGAACAAUAAGUUAACUAUGGUUGGCAACUUGGCUUUUAGCGAGUUAUGGGGAUUAAAAGAAUUGAUGUUGGACAAUAAUGCAAUAGAGUACAUAUCGGAGCGAGCUUUCGGAGGACUGAUCCAGUUAAGAAAGUUGACACUCUCCGGAAACAAGUUAACAUCGUUUUACGAAGACGUACUCGCAGAUAUAAGAAGUCUUAUUGUGUUGGAUUUACGAGAUAAUCUUUUGACGACAAUAUCCUACGAAACCAUCAGGCCCGUAGUGGAAAACGACAAGGCGCUUUCUUCAGUUGUCUAUCUCGACGGUAAUCCACUGAGCUGCGACUGUCGUCUGGCCUGGAUAUACGCCCUUCGCAACGAAACGAAAGACAGCACACUUAAAAAUGCUCUAGAAAAAGUAACAUGCCUCACAGAAAACAACGAUAUCGAUAGAAAUUUAAACGACCAAAUUGGAGAACAAGGUGAAAAUCCUAAUUUAGUUUCGCACACUAGCUACGAAUAUUAUGACAAAAAGAUGGAGAGAACCGAGUUUGAGAUGGACGAUGAAAUAAAUAUUACAGAUGAAACGCAAGACAUGCCUAUCAAACUUUUAGAUAUACCGGUGGAAGAACUUUCAUGCCCAAAAGAAUUGAUGAAGUCCAUACAAGAUUCGUACGGGCAUCCGAUACAAAACGAAAUAAGAUUAAAGGCAUUUUCAGGUAUUCACACUAAGUUCACGCUCUCAAAUGUUGGCACGGCGCCCAGAUUCAAUCCAAGUCUUGAGCAUUCUAAGCCCGGUUACUUUACAUGGAGUUUUUCAGUGGGUAAUGACGCUUGA
Molecule: messenger RNA, 1563 nt
Organism: Leptosia nina
Lineage: Eukaryota; Metazoa; Arthropoda; Insecta; Lepidoptera; Pieridae
Source: the annotation of a GenBank genome assembly